Messenger RNA from Lodderomyces orthopsilosis Co 90-125, 1788 nucleotides. It is a transcript of the gene GYP5, whose product is annotated as Gyp5p. NCBI's taxonomy places the organism in Eukaryota, Fungi, Ascomycota, Pichiomycetes, Serinales, Debaryomycetaceae. Bases 1 to 1788 code for a protein of 595 amino acids. The transcript has a single exon. The record is from RefSeq and is a predicted model, not a curated record.
AUGUCAGACGAGGAACAGUACCACUCAGAUGAGGCAACAACCACAGUGGCUAUUAAUGCGGCUGCAGAAGACGAGAAAACGCUAAAUGAAUCUCCCCCACUACCUUCAAGGGAACCAAUUCAGUCAUGCUUACAUUUAGAUGAGGAAACAAUAACAUCCGACGUUGAUCCCAACUCCAUCUCCAAAUUGAAUGAAAUACUGCAUUCGUAUGAUAAAUCUUCUUCAAAUUAUCUCCUUCAAUCUAAACACAAGGUAUUAUCAAUCAAGUUACAUGAUAAAAACAGUAGCACACAACGUUCGAUUGAAUCGGGGGCAGAAGACAUUCGAAGAACAUUCAAUCAGAUAAAGAAUGCAGUCAGUGUCGCCGGUACACCUUACAACAUUGAUUGGGACUUUUGGACAUCCGUUGUUGAAAAUUAUGAUGAAAUUGUUGAAAAGAAUCCUGACCAAUUAAACAAUGCUAUAAAUCAAGGGAUACCAAAUGAGAUAAGAGGUAUAAUUUGGCAAAUCAUCACCAAAUCAAAAGACUCAAAUUUGGAGGACUUUUACCAUUCAUUGAAGCAAGAGGUUUCAAUUCACGAAAAGGCAAUCAAACGAGACCUAACGAGAACAAGCUUUUAUACAAACAUUGACGCGUUUGAUAAAACCGAUGCUUUGUUUAACGUAAUCAAGGCGUACUCCUUGUAUGAUCCUGAUGUGGGCUACACCCAGGGAAUGAUCUUUAUUGCCGCUCCAUUGAUUAUGAAUAUGUCCGAAAGCGAAUGUUUUUGUCUACUAGUUAUGCUUAUGAAGGAGUAUCAAUUAAGAGAUUUGUUUUGUCCGGGAAUGAAAGGCUUGCAUUUGUUAUUGUAUGAAUUUGACUGUUUGUUAGCAAAGUAUUCCCCUGUAUUGUACAACCAUUUAGUGAAGCAAGGAAUCAAAUCAUCAAUGUAUGCAAGUCAAUGGUUUCUCACCUUUUUUGCAUACAAAUUCCCUCUUAAUAUUGUAUUGCGGAUAUAUGAUAGCAUAAUCACUCAAGGUAUGGAGUCGAUAUUGAAGUUUGCUGUCAAUUUGAUGAUCCAAAAUGAGAACAACUUGCUCAGUUUGAAUUUUGAUAAAUUGUUGCAAUUCCUCAAAGACAAGAUGUUUAAUGUCUAUGUGAGUCCAGAAUUUAUUGACAUCAAAGAUGAUGCAAAGUCAACCAAGCUCAAGCACUUUCUCACCAGAGGCAAAUCGUCUCAAGUGCCUCUUUCACAUAUUGGUGCCUCGUCAUACUACAGGUUAGAUGAUUUGGUGCACGAUUCAAUGAAGAUCAAUAUUGACCCGGUAGAGCUCGCCAAGUUUGAACUAUACUUUAACAAGUACUACGGGGAUGAGAAGUUAAAACUAAAGGAUAUCAAUCAUAUGAAUAGUGAAAAUGGCAAACUCCGCAAAACGUUAAAGACAUUGGAGUUUCAGUACUCAAACUUGAACCGUGACCAUGUUGAUAUCGUACAAAAGAUGGUUGAUUUGAAAGUGACUUUGCCAGAAAUUGUCAAUGAAAGUCAGGAGUUACAAGAGAGUAUUGACAAGUUAAAAGAGGAUAUUACCAGAGUCGAGUCUAAAAUGGGAGAGGAAUCUCCAGAAGACAUCAUCCCAAGCUCCAUCGAAGAUCAAAUUCAAGAGUUGUUACAAAUCAAUCAAAAAGAGGUUGAAACGACUGCCAACUUGGAGGACGAGUUAGCCACAUUGAUGGAACAAGACCGUGAAUUGGAUCAACAGUUGAAGAAACUGCAUAGAGGUAGCACUUGGUUCAAAUGGAAUAAAUAA